Molecule: messenger RNA, 1447 nt
Organism: Hibiscus syriacus
Lineage: Eukaryota; Viridiplantae; Streptophyta; Magnoliopsida; Malvales; Malvaceae
Product: probable serine/threonine-protein kinase PBL19
Exons: 4
Coding region: 58-1236 (392 amino acids)
Biological process (GO): protein phosphorylation
Molecular function (GO): ATP binding; protein kinase activity
Source: RefSeq, a predicted model, not a curated record
UGCACCUGGUUCAAUUUUCUCUCUUGUUCCUUAUCGGGGACUUAUGUUCCGUAGAAAAUGAAGUGUUUUUCUAUGUUCAUCAAGGAGAAACCUAAGAGUAAGAAAAGAGGAUCAAGAUCUGCUCCUGAGUUGAGGAACCAAAGUAACUCGGAUAAUCCAGCACUGAUUCGGACAACCAGAUCUAUGCCAUCUCCAAGGAGCAUACCAGAGUUGUAUAAAGAGACGGAGCAUAAUUUAAGAGUCUUCUCUUUACAAGAGUUGAAGGAUGCUACAAAGGGUUUCAAUAGGAUGCUUAAGAUCGGCGAGGGCGGCUUCGGGAGUGUUUAUAAGGGAACAAUUAGGCCUCUCGAUGAUCGAGGUGAUCCCAUUGUUGUUGCUGUUAAGAGGCUUAACACGCACGGUUUACAGGGUCAUAAGGAAUGGCUUGCGGAGAUUCAGUUUCUCAGCGUCGUUAGUCACCGGAACCUCGUAAAACUUUUAGGAUAUUGUUCGGUUGAACGCGAAAGAGGGACUCAAAGACUGCUGGUGUAUGAAUUCAUGCCUAAUCGGAGCUUAGAAGAUCAUCUUUUUAACACAACUUCCACGUUGCCUUGGAGAACAAGAUUAGAUGUCAUGCUUGGUGCGGCUGAAGGACUGGCUUAUCUACAUGAAGGAUUUGAAGUCAAGGUGAUAUAUCGAGAUUUCAAAUCCUCAAAUGUGCUCUUGGAUGAAAAUUUUAGGCCGAAGCUCUCGGACUUUGGUCUUGCAAGAGAAGGGCCAACAGGUGAUCGGACUCAUGUAUCAACGGCGGUGGUCGGAACUUACGGCUAUGCUGCGCCAGAGUAUGUAGAAACAGGCCAUCUCACAAUCCAAAGUGAUACAUGGACAUUCGGAGUGGUACUUUACGAAAUGCUCACGGGGAGGCGAACAGUUGAAAGAAACCGCCCCACGUCGGAGCAGAAGCUUCUAGACUGGGUUAAACGGUUUCCUCCCGAUAAUGGACGAUUCGGCAUGAUAAUGGAUCCUCGACUUAGAGGCAAUUAUUCACUCAGAGCAGCACAAAAAUUGGGAAAGUUGGCUAACAGUUGCCUAAACAAAAAUGCCAAAGAAAGACCAGCAAUGAGUCAAGUGGUAGAAAGUUUGAAGCAAGUAAUACAAGAAUCCGAGGACGCAAGUUCCUUGGUUGACAAGUCUUCCGGUAUGUCUUCCACUCGAAAGGGUGGCGGGCGAAGAUCGAAUAAGAUCAAUAUAAGAUGAUUCUGUUUUGAUAGGUUUUGAAGGUUUGAACUAUGAGUUUCUGGAUGUCCCAUGUUUUCCUUUGAGCUGUGCAGCUUAAGGUUUUUAAGAGAGAGUUUAAAGAUCAAAGGAUGCCCGGAAGACAUUUGGUCUUUGCAUUACUCUUUUUCUUUUACUUUUUAUAAUACAAUUCGUGGAUAGAACUUGGAAGAGUCGGUACCAGAAAUGGCGA